CGACGUAGUGCAACACAGUGCAGCACGUAAUCUCUCUCGUGUCUCGUCUCGUCCACUUGUGUUUACGCAUCUACAUACGCACGACGAUUUUUUCCUGCGUUCCAUCGCGUAAAAAACGAGAUCAAGGAGAUUGCGUGUAAUUGCCGAGGUAGAAUUGUGCAUCAAUGGAUAUCAAUUUCACUCCAGGAUGAGUAGCACCCGAAAAAAAGCCAAUCACCUGGCGGUGUUCAAGCGGCGCACCAAGACCGAGGAUAACGAUGAAUUGUCGAGAAGCGUCAUUCUAGGAGCGAGAAAAACUGGGCGGUUGAAUCUCUCGUCGAAGGGAUUGUCUACGGUACCUGACAAAAUAUGGAGUAUAAACGAGUUAACGGAAGAGGAAUUACGUAAUUUACAUGUCGAAUUUGAUUACGAACCCUUGGAGGAGCGAUGGUGGGAACAGGAGCCGCUGCAGGUGCUAGAUCUGAGCUUUAAUAGUUUAACUCUAAUUGAUGAAAAAGUACAAUUUCUAACUGAACUGAGUACCUUGGACUUGAACAACAAUUUGUUAGAAAAAUUACCAGCAGAAAUCGGUUCUCUGCGCAGACUAAGAAUAAUAAAUCUAUCGGACAAUAAGCUAAAAAGUUUACCUUAUGAAUUUUACACGUUGGAAGAGUUAUGCGAGUUAUAUCUAAAAAAUAAUCUUUUAAGUAUACUCGAGCCUGAGAUCGGGAAUUUAAUCAUGUUAACUCAUAUGGAUUUAUCAUAUAAUAAUUUAAGUGAAUUACCAAUUGGAAUGGGAUACAUGGUGCGGCUAGAGACAUUGAAUUUAUGUCACAAUAUGAUAAAAGAGUUACCACCUGAUGUAACAAGUAUGAGAUCAUUAAAAACAUUAGAUAUCAGCUUUAAUCAUUUGGAGAUUAUACCACCGUUAGGUGAAUUGCGAAAAGUAGAGAGAAUUAUGUUCCAAUCGAAUAAUUUACAGGAAUUUCCAGACAUAUCAGGUUGUUCAGCUUUAACAGUAUUGCAUUUGGAUAACAAUAAUAUUCCUGAGAUUGAUCCACAACGCUUGGAAGCAAUAGGGCAUCUAAAAAAGCUCACGUUGCAAGGCAAUAAAAUUGAAUUGAUACCCGAGGAAAUAGUCAAACUGAUAAAUUUAGAAGUUCUUGACUUGUCGCACAAUAAUAUAACUUUGAUACCUUUUUGCAUUGGUAUAUUGCCAAAUUUAAAGCAAUUUGUAAUUGAGGGAAAUAAUAUAACAAAUGUGAGAGGAGACAUAAUACGAUGCGGUACACCUCGCAUCUUGACGCAUAUUCGUCAAAUUGUAGAUAAUAAUACAAGUGUAAUCACUAGAGAAUUGUUACAACCCUGCGGUGGCAAUAAUAUUUAUCCCGAUAAAUACGUGAUGAAGCAUACAAAGCUGUUUAGCUUAACUGGACAAAAUCUUGUGGAAAUAUCCGAAGAGAUCUUAGAAGAUGCAGCAAACGCCUCCGUCACAAUCAUUGACUUAAGUAGAAACAAGCUAUCGGAACUGCCGGAUAAAAUGUCGACGAUCGUUACAGUAACAGAUCUAAAGUUAACUUCAAAUCAUUUAGCGAGUUUACCGGAAUGGAUUGGUGAAAAGUAUAAGUUUUUGCAGAUAUUAGACUUAAGUACAAAUCAUCUGCAAUCUCUACCGUCGAGUAUCAGCUGCCUGAAAUAUUUGCGAGAUAUCGAUCUCUCAUUUAACAGGUUCACUGAGUUACCAGAAGCUAUCUAUGACGUCGAAUCUUUGGAAAGUCUAAUUAUCAAUGACAAUCUAAUUUCAAAAAUCGACGUGCCGCUUUUGGAAAAGUUAAAACGGCUAGCAGUUUUAAAUCUGAUGAAUAACAAUAUCUCUCACGUACCUCCUGAACUUGGUAACUUGAAAAACUUAAGAAAUCUAUUGUUAUCUGGAAAUUGUUUCAAAUAUCCCAGGCAAGCAAUUCUAAUGAAAGAUACAGAAGAAAUACUGAGCUAUCUACGUAAUCUAAUACCUCAGUGAAUAAAAAACGAAAUGGUUCGUAAAAAAAUAUUAUAUUCUGAAAAAUGUUAAAAAGUCUGUUAUCAUAUACGAGUGUGUAGUGUGUGAAUAUUAUGUCUAUAUAUAAAUACACAUUUUUACUGGUCUUUCAAAAGUAUAUAUAAUCUUAUCCUGACUGAGAUAAAUCAAGUGCAAAAUAAUUUAAAUAAGAUAUAUUAAUAUAUAUUAAAACUGAUGUAAAAAUGAGAAAAAGCAACUGAACGAUUGCAUGAAAAUGAAAAUAAGAGUGUUAGAAUGUGAGAAUGAAGAUACAUUUAUUGUGGAAGAAUGAAAAUAAUUUAAAAUUAAAUUAAACUUGUGAAUUAGAAUAAAUAUGAAUGAGAAAGAAAUGGAAGAUAUUAAAGAUCAAAGAAAAUCAAUGAUGAUUUGUUAUAUACUGUAAUGUUCAACAGUCUAAUAAAAAAAAUAUUUUUCCUGUUCAAUGUA
Molecule: messenger RNA, 2464 nt
Organism: Solenopsis invicta (red fire ant)
Lineage: Eukaryota; Metazoa; Arthropoda; Insecta; Hymenoptera; Formicidae
Product: leucine-rich repeat-containing protein 40
Exons: 10
Coding region: 188-1999 (603 amino acids)
Molecular function (GO): protein binding
Source: RefSeq, a predicted model, not a curated record